GACCUCGGACAUCUCCCUGCUGGAAGUGUGAUCUUGCGAAAUGAGAGCUGGUUUAUACAUUGUAUAUUAUUCUGGAAUUUCUAUCUGGUUCUAAAUACAAGUUCUACCUCAGUUUGACUUUGCUUUCAGAUAUUGGCAAACCCUGUUGCAGCUAUAUUCAUGCUUUUGUAUUUUAGGCUUCAAUACAAAGCUUUGUUUGAAAAGAUUUAAUUUAUGAAGAACAAAGUUGCCUUUUGGUUCUAGCUGAUGCCCAGGCUUCCUUGUAAUGAUGCCGUCACGUACAAAUCUGACUGCUGGGAUUCCCAGUAGCAAAGUCAAAUAUUCCAAGCUCUCCAGCACUGAUGAUGGAUAUAUUGACCUGCAGUUCAAGAAGAGCCCACCAAAAAUCCCCUACAAGGCAAUUGCACUGGCUAUUGUGCUCUUCAUGAUCGGGACUUUCCUCAUUAUCAUAGGAGCCCUCCUCUUGGCAGGAUACAUUAGCAAAGGCGGAACGGACCGUGCUAUCCCCGUGCUCAUCAUUGGGAUCCUUGUGUUUCUCCCAGGCUUCUACCACCUGCGCAUUGCAUACUACGCUUCCAAAGGCUACCGGGGCUAUUCCUACGAUGAUAUCCCGGAUUUCGAUGAUUGAACAAUGUAUUUAAUCACGUUAUAAUUAGGUUGGCGGUAAGAGCUGGUAGCUACCCUGGAUAUCAGAGGGGGCCUGUAAGAUCGUAGAUGAAGUAUGUCAGUCACAAGAUGCCAGUUCCUGGUUUUGAGGCGUUGCAGGUUUUUCAGCUGGGGGGGGUGGGGGCUUGAACACAGAAUUGACCAAAAGGAUUGCAACAUUAGGUGGGAAGAACAUGUGAUUGUUAUUUUUCCUCUUUUGGUUACAUAAUGCUGGGUGCUUGUAAGAAGUUCUUCUUGACCAAGGCAAUUCUAGCAGUUUUCCAAAAAUAGAUGAGCCAGUUUCAGCAGCAAAGAUACUUGUUUUUUCUAACUGUUUUAUAGAGUUUAUUUUAGUCUUCAGUGAGAUUGUGGUUAUCAUUGGGUUUACCUUUGCAGACAAAACACCAUAGUUAAUUUCUCCUUUUGCUCUCUGUCCAUCAGAAAUGCUUCCAAUCUACUUGUCCUGUGCUUGUCUGGAGUAACAAAAGUCAGAUGAGGGGUAAACUGCACUUGCAUGGAAUAAUUUACACAUAGUGCAUUUGCUACACAACUCCCUGGUAAGACUGACCAAGCUUAUUUACUCAGCAAACACAUUCUUCAGAAGCAAGCGGUUUCCCACGCCACUGUUACUUUUGGCAAAAUCUGUUUAUCCUUUAAAAGGACUGUCUUUGGAUUUUGCUUAUUAUUUUAAACAAACUGAAUGGAUAUGGGGAGAAGAAUUGGAAUCCGGACUGGGACUCAAGUGUCUAAAUACCAAAAAUCUUGGGUUUGACUGGUGUAUAUUGGAGACACUUGAAUUCCAGCUGUCUGUCUGUGUAUUUGGAAUAAUUUUGUUCUUGUGCACAACUCCCUAGACCAGUAAAAAGAAAAUCUCUGUGUAGUUUGUACUGAAUGGAUCCUGUUUGUAUUGUUUUGCUAGCUUCAGUGAUGUGUUAUUCAGGGAAAACAGAUUGGUAGCUCUACUUUAUGUAAAGUAAAAACUGUCCGUCUCCUGAAGUGGGAAUGAACUCGGUGUCCCAGAGAACACGUGUGUGACAAGUAGUGAUGCAAGCAGAUGUAUUUAAUAUGAAUAAACUUCACUAUAUUCUGUCU
This is a messenger RNA of Pygoscelis adeliae (Adelie penguin), 1737 nucleotides long. RefSeq names its product transmembrane protein 230 (gene TMEM230). Gene Ontology annotation, cellular component: endomembrane system; synaptic vesicle. The coding region runs from base 266 to 628 and encodes 120 amino acids. The transcript has 4 exons. Gene Ontology annotation, biological process: synaptic vesicle transport. The record is from RefSeq and is a predicted model, not a curated record. NCBI's taxonomy places the organism in Eukaryota, Metazoa, Chordata, Aves, Sphenisciformes, Spheniscidae.